UAUAAAUGGCCUCCCCGCUCCCUGCUUGUGCGCACUCCCUGGGAGUGUGAUCCGGUGCCCGCUGUGUCCUCUGGGACCUCUGUGACACAGUGGAACACCGAUCGCUGUAUGGGACCUCUGUGUGAGGUCCCGAUCAUGUGAUCACUGAUUGGCCAAUAGUAGUUCUGACAUCAUUGCUUACUACUAGUGAAAUCUGCGAAUGAACAGAGGUCACAACAGCCUAUUCACAACAGCCUUGUACCAUGUGACAAGCUGUGACCAACCACAGCUC
Messenger RNA from Staurois parvus, 271 nucleotides. The record is from the annotation of a GenBank genome assembly. NCBI's taxonomy places the organism in Eukaryota, Metazoa, Chordata, Amphibia, Anura, Ranidae.